AUACGCGAAGGUCGACAUUGUAGUAAAGUAUACAUAUUGGUGAACAAGUGCUCAACAAAAAAACGGAAUAAAGUAUACUUAAAUAUGUUUAAUUACCAUCAAGUUAUCGUGUUUUUCUUGACAAUUGCAUCAAACGCGUAUAUAGAAACAAAAGGUUCAGACGUCAAAUGCGAGAAUGCAACGAAGUUCUGCGAAAACAUUUGGUAUUGCAAGGACGAUUCGUAUCCUGAUAAAUACAAAGCAUGCGGGCACGACGGAUUGGUGGACAGGGUGUGCUGCGAUCCAAAAUACAAACAAACCAAAAGCAGAAAAUAUUGCGAUACGAUACACAAAAGACUUACAAGAGAUGAGUACGGAAACAAAGAAUACGGGUCUACAGACUCUAUUCCAAUAAACACUCAAAGUAUUGCAGCUUUGGGUCAACGCAAUGAAUCCUCGACGAAGUGGGUGUGCGCAGGGAGUUUGAUUAGUAACAAAUUCGUGUUAACUGCAGCAAAAUGCGUAAAUCAAAGCAUAAAUAUCAUUCGAUUAGGUGAUACGUAUUUGGAGAAUGAUAAUGAUGGAAUUGAACAUCAGGAAUAUGGAGUGCUGAGACACAUCGUUCAUCCUAAAUAUAAAUAUCCUUUUGUAUACAACGACAUCGCGCUGAUCGAAUUAAAUGACACUGUUAGAUUCACGUAUUUCGUGCUACCUCUUUGCAUUUCCGAUGGUGGUCUCGCAUAUCCGUUUGGAGAAAUUGGAUACAAUGAAACUAGCGUAGUACAUAUACAGGUGUUCGGUCUUAACAACCGCGCGUGCGAUCUUUACUUUGAGCAUGAUAAGUUUGCUAAUCUCGUACCGUUUGGAUUAGACCUGGAUACACAGAUCUGUGCUAGCGGCUCUAACUACCAUAACACAUGCCAGGCGUCCGUUGGAGCACCUUUACAAAGUACUGACCUGAAUUACGACUACACAAAUUUUCUUGAAGGAAUAACAGUAAUUCCUAAACCGUGCAGCCACACUAACGAACCUGGACUUUACACCAGAGUUUCCCAUUACGCCCCAUGGAUCGAAUCUAUUAUAUUUCCUGACGAUUAAGCACAUAUUAACCGUUAAUGUAAAAUACAUUUUCAUUUUAUAGAGUAAUAUUAACUAUUUAUUGCACGUGCAAAUAGUUUCUUAAG
This is a messenger RNA of Nicrophorus vespilloides, 1163 nucleotides long. RefSeq names its product venom protease-like. The record is from RefSeq and is a predicted model, not a curated record. Gene Ontology annotation, biological process: proteolysis. Gene Ontology annotation, molecular function: serine-type endopeptidase activity. The transcript is spliced from 6 exons. NCBI's taxonomy places the organism in Eukaryota, Metazoa, Arthropoda, Insecta, Coleoptera, Silphidae. The coding region runs from base 85 to 1077 and encodes 330 amino acids.